Lactuca virosa is the source of this 876-nucleotide messenger RNA. The record is from the annotation of a GenBank genome assembly. NCBI's taxonomy places the organism in Eukaryota, Viridiplantae, Streptophyta, Magnoliopsida, Asterales, Asteraceae.
AUGGAGGUGAGGGCGAGACGACUAGGUCCCCGUCUCAUCGUCAUUAAUGUGCCCAGUGCCGAAGGUACAAAAGCAGUACUAAUGAACUGUCGACAGUCUUGUCAUUCUUGUUAUCUAAGCUGUAUCGAACUAUUGGUCCAUGACAGGCUGUUUAUGUGUAGUUCCCUAAGACUGCUUGACUUGACACUUGUGAAUGUUAGUUCACAGCGUUUCUCGCAAGUCAAGUGGUUUGGCUUCGUCUUGCAUGGUUCGACAUUUCCUGAUACACUCGUUCGGACUGUGUAUCGGUGGUCCGGGUUCGGCUUAACCGAACCACUUUUGUUCGGAGAUAAUCAAUCCAUUGUAGACCAAUUGGUUGCUAAUUAUGUCAAAUGGUAUGAUCCUGACGACUCAAUUCUCGAACAUGUUGGACUAGAAGGAGUCCCCAAUGUAGUCGACAAACCUCCUGAUCUGGCUCUCCGUGGCCAAUCCAACACGCUUCUUGAACUCCUUCUCUCUAAAAGUAAUACCCCUUAUCCCAAGGUUGUUGACGGGCCUACCACAAGAUCUGAAACUCCUGUUGAAGGUGAAGCAGUAUUGGAGUUUGAAUCUAGCAUUGACUCCCACGCACAACCCAAGUCUGGCGUUCCCGCUGUAAUCUCGUCGUCUCCCUCCGACAAAAGAAAAAAAAGGACGAUCGUUCUAAAGGGAUCUUUCUUUGUCGAGCUUCCCUUCUCUUUUCUGAAUGUCACUGAAUUAGUUCUUCAAUGGUUCACCGAACUCACCAACUUUGAUUUCACCUUGUUAAAAAUGCUCGAAGGAGAUGGUGUGGAUGCGAGCUUUUUGAAUAAACAAUUGGAGGGGAUGGAUUCUUCUAACAUUAGAUUCGACGAUUAG